AUGAAUUCGGACUCCAGCUCGGUGUCCAGCAGAGCGUCGUCGCCCGACAUGGAGGAGCUGUACCACCACCACCACCAUCACCACCACCACCACCACCCGGAGAGCCGCCUCCACAACUCGGUGUCGUCGACGCAGGGCGAGGGGGGCGCGAAGGGCUCGGCCGAGGGGGGCCUGGCGCGGGGGGGCGGCGCCAAGGGCGGGCCAGGCGAGAGCGGCAAGUACAAGCUCAAGAAGCAGCUCUCCGAGCAGGACCUCCAGCAGCUGCGCCUCAAGAUCAACGGGCGGGAGCGCAAGCGGAUGCACGACCUCAACCUGGCCAUGGACGGCCUGCGCGAGGUGAUGCCCUACGCCCACGGGCCCUCGGUGCGCAAGCUCUCCAAGAUCGCCACCCUCCUGCUGGCCCGCAACUACAUCCUCAUGCUCACCAGCUCGCUGGAGGAGAUGAAGCGCCUCGUGGGCGAGAUCUACGGCGGCCACCACUCCGCCUUCCACUGCGGCACCGUGGCGGCGGCCGCGGCGGCGGCCCACUCGGCGGCGGGCCACCCGCCCACCCACCCCGCCGCCGCAGUCGUCCACCCGGCCGUCCACCCGCUGCUGGGCGGCGCGCUGUCUUCGGCCAACUCGUCCUCCUCGCUCUCGGCCUCGCUGCCCGCCCUCGGCACAAUCCGGCCGCCCCACGCCCUGCUCAAGAGCCCCUCCGCCCCGCCAGCCCUCCCGCUGGGCGCCGGCUUCCAGCACUGGGCCGGCCUGCCGUGCCCCUGCAGCAUCUGCCAGAUGCCCCCGCCGCCCCACCUCUCCGCCAGCCUGGCCCGCAUCUCCACAGAGGCCACCAAGGACUUGCUCAAGUGA
Molecule: messenger RNA, 849 nt
Organism: Heteronotia binoei (common prickly gecko)
Lineage: Eukaryota; Metazoa; Chordata; Lepidosauria; Squamata; Gekkonidae
Gene: OLIG3
Product: oligodendrocyte transcription factor 3
Exons: 1
Coding region: 1-849 (282 amino acids)
Molecular function (GO): protein dimerization activity
Source: RefSeq, a predicted model, not a curated record